AUGGGCAGAGGUCAAGGCUACUCGCCCAAAGCAGGCCGCGCGAACACGAUGGAGGUAGAAGGAGACCUAGCUAGUGCCUUUCAAAGGCUAUCAGUGGCAUCUGCAAAGCUCGACGGCGACAUUGAUGAUAUGCUAGACCAGGCCAAACCACGCAAACGCAUUCGCAAGUCGCCUGAGGAGAUCAAAGCACAACUCGAGAAGCAAUGCUUGACGCCAUCCACAACAUUCAGUCCGGAAUGGCUCGAUCGUCUGCAGCAGAGAUGGGAUGCACCGACCAACUAUAAUGAGCUCUUCACCUUGGCUCCAACACAAACAAGAACUAUUAUUCGCUUCACUCGUGAGGGUCUUGAAGGCCGUGUGACUGGCUACAAGGAAGUCACUGUUCCUGCUAACAGUGCUACGGCGAAGAACUCGACUUCGCUUCUACGAAAACCUGCUAAUCGUGCCGAUUUUGUGAGAGGUGCAGCUGGCUUUUAUCCUUUUGCACCAGGUGGACUGGAUGCCGUUGAAGCUACUGCAGCUGCGGAAGAUGAGUUCCUUGCUCAAAGUCGUAGCGCUGAAGAGGCGGGGAGACCCAAUCAGCUUGAUCGAGUGAUCGACUUUGCAGCGGAAGGUGGGCUCCUGGAAGUGCCGCCGGGUUUCAAGCGUGGUUUGCGGCUUCCUGAGAAACCUCUCCAGGACGAGGCUACCGCGGAGGAAGUCGAAAAAGUUCUUGAGGAGCAGGCCGAUGAUCCGGAGGCACUAGCCAAUGGCACUGACGAAGCUGUUAAUGGUGUCACUCCCGAGGAAGCCGACGAGGACGAUGAAGAGGAAGUCGACGCUCUACUGCCCAUCGAGUUCCCAGCUCUGGCACCCCACGGUACACUCGCCAUUGCGCGUAACAAGCACGGUGGUCGUGAGUGGGCCCACAUGGUCGAUGUCAACCGAGAUAUCACUAAUUUCAAGGAACUGGUCCCGGAGAUGGCACGUACGUGGCCAUUCGAGCUUGACACAUUCCAAAAGGAAGCUGUAUAUCACCUUGAGAACGGUGAUUCUGUGUUCGUCGCUGCGCAUACAUCUGCCGGAAAGACUGUGGUGGCCGAGUAUGCUAUUGCUUUGGCUGCAAAGCAUAUGACGAAAGCUAUCUACACUUCUCCAAUCAAAGCCUUGAGCAACCAAAAGUUCCGAGACUUUCGCAACGAGUUCGACGACGUGGGUAUCUUGACUGGAGAUGUGCAGAUACGACCCGAGGCUAGCUGUCUCAUAAUGACUACCGAGAUCUUGCGGAGCAUGCUGUAUCGUGGAGCUGACCUUAUUCGAGACGUUGAGUUUGUGAUCUUCGAUGAGGUCCACUACGUCAAUGAUCUGGAGCGAGGUGUGGUCUGGGAGGAGGUCAUCAUUAUGUUACCAGAGCACGUCACCUUGAUCUUGCUGUCUGCCACAGUACCAAACACGCACGAAUUCGCGUCAUGGGUCGGACGAACUAAGAAGAAGGACAUCUAUGUCAUCUCAACCCCGAAACGACCUGUUCCGCUUGAGCAUUAUCUGUGGGCAGACAAGAAGAUGUACAAGAUUGUUGACUCGAAUAAGCAUUUCAUUGAUAAGGGCUGGAAGGAUGCCAACGAUGCCAUGACUGGCAAAGACAAGCAGAUUGCAGCCGAGGCAAAAGCCAAGGAGAAGGAGGAUGUAGCAGUGGCGGCCGGUCGUGGAGGCAGAGGCGGACGUGGUCAGCCAGGCCGUGGUGGGCAGCAACGUGGUGGUGCUAAUCAGCGAGGCGGUCCGCAGCAGCGAGGUCGGGGUGCUCCUGCUGCUCGUGGUCAAGGCAACAUUGCACGUACUGGCAGAGGCGGAGGACGCACGACAGCAGCACAGGAUCGCAAUAUAUGGGUCCAUUUGGUCCAGCAUCUACGGAAAGAGGAGCUAUUGCCAUGCUGUAUUUUCGUCUUCUCCAAGAAGCGAUGCGAAGAGAAUGCCGAUGCUCUAGCUAACAACGACUUCUGCACUGCCAGUGAGAAGAGUGCUAUCCACAUGAUUUUGGAGAAAUCUUUGGCACGUCUCAAACCAGACGACCGCACCUUGCCACAAAUUCGCCGCAUCAGAGAGCUACUAGCGAGAGGUAUUGCUGUGCAUCACGGCGGUCUUUUACCGAUCGUCAAGGAAUGUGUUGAGAUCUUGUUCGCAAAGACAUUGGUCAAGGUACUUUUCGCCACGGAAACUUUUGCAAUGGGGUUGAACUUGCCGACAAGAACCGUCGUCUUCUCUGGCUUCCGCAAGUACGACAACAAGAACUUCCGUGAUCUGCUACCAGGCGAGUACACGCAAAUGGCUGGUCGAGCCGGCAGAAGAGGUCUCGAUACGGUCGGCUAUGUCAUACUCGUUAGUCCUGGGUCUGAUGAAGCGCCGCCUGCUGCUCGUCUUCGACAGAUGAUGCUUGGGGACCCGACGAAGCUGCGCUCGCAGUUCAGGCUGACGUACAAUAUGAUCCUGAACUUGCUUCGGGUGGAAGCGCUCAAGAUCGAGGAGAUGAUUAAGCGAUCUUUCUCUGAAAAUGCCACGCAGGCUUUGCUUCCGGAACACGAAAAGCAGAUUAUAUUGUCCGAGGCUGAUCUUGAGAAAGUGAAGCGUGAGCCGUGCACUACUUGCGACAAAGAUAUGGAGCGGUGUCAUCAGGCUGGUGUGGAUUAUGAUAUGUGCACGAAGCAGUUGCAUCUCUCCAUGCUCGCUACACCCGUCGGCCGCCGCAUGUUCCAGCCAAAGCGCUUGAUUGUGUUCAAGGGACAAAACGAUGUCCGUACGGUGGGUGUGCUGCUUCGUGAAGGUGCCCGAGGUGGAUCAGCGGCUAGUGUGCAAGUUCUUGAAGUCCUGCAUAAACCGAAGCGAAAUCGUCAGGAUGCAGAUUUCUUGCCAUACCUGCCACGCUUCAGACGCCACUUCGUACCCCUGCCACAGAGCGAAAAAGAGUUUGACCUUCGACUGGCUAUGAUAAGGCUCGAUGAUAUCGAGGCUUUGACGGCAAGUCAUAUCAAGAUCGACGUCAACGCCGUAUUACAAAAGCAGCCGGACGCAAUGACAGAAGCGAAGACAGAACUGCUUGCCUGCUGCUCCUCCUGGACAUCUUCAACAUGGAACGAGCUCGAAUAUUACAAGUGGUUGAAGGAGAUGUCCCUCCGCCAACUCAUGGACGAGCGCGCCAAAGCCGCCAACAUCGCCCAGCAAUGCGAAUGCAUCCACUGCAAAGACUUCGCCAAGCAUUACGCCAUGGAACACGACACCUGGGUCAUCAAAGACAACAUUGACUCCAUCCGCCAACUGAUGUCCGACCAAAACCUCCAACUCCUACCCGACUACCAGCAACGCAUCUCCGUGCUCAAAGACCUCGGCUUCAUCGACGACAAUUCCCGUGUCGAACUCAAAGGCAAAGUCGCCUGUGAGAUCCACUCGGCCGACGAACUCGUCCUGACCGAGCUAGUACUUGAGAACGUCCUAGCCGAAUUCGAACCCGAAGAAAUCGUCGCCCUGCUCUCCUCCUUCGUCUUCCAAGAGAAAACAGAUUCCAUCCCCAACCUCACGCCCGCCUUAGAACGCGGCCAAGAGAUCUUAAUCAAAAUCUCUGAAAAGGUGAACCACUACCAGACUCUACAUCAAGUCAUCCUCUCCUCGGACGACAGCAACGAUUUCGUCUCCCGGCCACGUUUUGGAUUGGUGGAGGUGGUGUAUGAAUGGGCACGGGGGAUGCCGUUUAAUCGGAUCACGGACCUGACGGAUGUGUUGGAGGGGACGAUCGUGAGGGUUAUUACGCGGUUGGAUGAGACGUGUAGGGAGGUGAAGAAUGCGGCGAGGAUUAUUGGGGAUCCCACGCUUUUCACUAAGAUGCAGAGUUGUCAGGAGUUGAUUAAGAGGGAUAUUUGUGCUACGGCUAGUUUGUAUAUGUGA
This is a messenger RNA of Recurvomyces mirabilis, 3912 nucleotides long. RefSeq names its product Antiviral helicase ski2 (gene SKI2). Bases 1 to 3912 code for a protein of 1303 amino acids. NCBI's taxonomy places the organism in Eukaryota, Fungi, Ascomycota, Dothideomycetes, Mycosphaerellales, Teratosphaeriaceae. Gene Ontology annotation, biological process: nuclear-transcribed mRNA catabolic process, 3'-5' exonucleolytic nonsense-mediated decay. The transcript has a single exon. Gene Ontology annotation, molecular function: ATP binding; RNA binding; RNA helicase activity. Gene Ontology annotation, cellular component: Ski complex. The record is from RefSeq and is a predicted model, not a curated record.